Messenger RNA from Aspergillus aculeatus ATCC 16872, 981 nucleotides. RefSeq lists its product as uncharacterized. Bases 1 to 981 code for a protein of 326 amino acids. The transcript has a single exon. Gene Ontology annotation, molecular function: protein binding. The record is from RefSeq and is a predicted model, not a curated record. NCBI's taxonomy places the organism in Eukaryota, Fungi, Ascomycota, Eurotiomycetes, Eurotiales, Aspergillaceae.
AUGCCUUCCGCCCCUCAGCAGAACGGACCUACUCCAGUCCACAGCAAGGCUGUCCACCACAAGAGAACCAAAGGCGGCGACGACCCCAUCAACAAAUGCGAUGCCAUCUUCGCGGCAGCCAAGACCGGCAACCUCGAUGAGAUCAAAGGCCUGCUGUCGGAGAAACCGGACCGACUCAACAUUAAAUGCGCCGAAUGCCACGGGAUCACACCCAUCAUGGCGGCGGCGAUCGCGAACCAACAGCCGGCCGUGGAGCUGCUCUCCGCCCAGGGCGCGGACGUAACCAUCCGCGACAGCGACAGCUACACGAUCCUCAAGCUGACGCUGGACCAAGGCGAGACGCACUUCGGGGUGGCGAACUGGAUCGUGGCGCACCACCCGGAGCUGAUCGUGACGGAUCCGCGCCUCCCGCAGGGCAAGGAGUGGCUGCGGGCGCAGUUCGCCAUCAUGUCCGACAACAUCGAGGACGCGGCCAGCAAGCCGCCCCCGGAGGUCCUCGAGUACCUGGUCAAGGACUACCCGGACAAGCUGCCGGCCCACACGGGCCGCACGGUGUCCGCGGUCUACUGGGAGCAUAUCCUGCUACGCUACAUCGGCGACAUCCCGCUGGACAUCACGCGCAACUACUCGGUCGACCUCAAGAUGGCGUUCGUCGGCACCUUCGACCGCAUCCUGUACCACCACGAGGGGAUCCAGGAGUCGGCCCGCCUGCUGAACAGCGUGCUGCCCACCACCCAAUACAAUAUCAUCGGCCCCCAUGUCGUCCCUAAGCAGGGGUGGGUGACGGAGCGCUGGGAGUAUCAUGACAAGGUCCAUAACCUGCAAGUGUUGGAUGGCAUUGACACGUUUCUGAUCGAUGGGAAUGCGGGCAAGAUCGAGGUCAUGCUCAUCAACUACAAUGUCUACGAGAUGGAGUGGGUGGAGGAUCCGGAGAAAGGCAAGCCGGGGCCAGGCAAGGUCUGUCCAUCUGCGAAGGCUUGA